This is a messenger RNA of Chelonia mydas (Green sea turtle), 981 nucleotides long. RefSeq names its product olfactory receptor 11A1-like. Gene Ontology annotation, cellular component: membrane. Gene Ontology annotation, molecular function: G protein-coupled receptor activity; olfactory receptor activity. The coding region runs from base 1 to 981 and encodes 326 amino acids. The transcript is spliced from 2 exons. The record is from RefSeq and is a predicted model, not a curated record. NCBI's taxonomy places the organism in Eukaryota, Metazoa, Chordata, Testudines, Cheloniidae. Gene Ontology annotation, biological process: G protein-coupled receptor signaling pathway.
AUGCAGCUCAUGGAGAAAGGAGAAGGGAAAAAUCAAACAGCCAUCAUGGAAUUCAUCCUCCUGGGGUUCGGGGAUCUCCCUGAACUGCAGACCCUUCUCUUCCUCAUUUUCCUGGUGAUCUACAUUGUGACCAUGGCUGGGAACAUCCUCAUCGUUGCGCUAGUUGUGGCUGAUCAGCACCUUCACACCCCCAUGUACUUCUUCCUGGGGAACUUGUCCUGCUUGGAGACCUGCUACACCUCCACCAUCCUGCCCAGGCUGCUGGCCAGUCUCCUGACUGGGGACAGAACCAUUUCUCUUCCCGGCUGCAUCACGCAGUUUCAUUUCUUUGGUUCUCUAGUAACAACAGAGUGCUCUCUCCUGGCAGCCAUGUCUUACGAUCGGUAUUUAGCCAUAUGCAAACCGCUGCACUAUGGAACCCUUAUGAAUGUCCAGCUGUGCCUCCAGCUAGCAGCUGGGGCUUGGAUUAGUGGAUUUCUAAUUUGUACAAUAGUCACAUGUGUUACAUCACAGUUAAUUUUCUGUGGCCUUAAUGAAAUUGACCAUUUCUUUUGUGAUUUCACCUCACUGAUUCAACUCUCCUGCAGCGACACCAGCCAGAUCACCCCACUUAUUUAUAUAUUUUCCUUCCUAGAUGCAGUUUCCCCUUUUCUAUUAACCCUGGCUUCCUAUAUUUGUAUCAUUGCGACCAUCCUGGGAAUCCCAUCCACCACCGGGAGGCAAAAGGCCUUUUCCACCUGCUCCUCUCACCUCAUUGUGGUGGCACUUUUCUAUGGGACCAUAAUGAUUGUCUACAUGCUACCGAAAUCUGGUACCUGGAGAGCCCUGAACAAAGUGUUCUCCGUCUGCUACACAGUCCUGACGCCCCUGGCCAAUCCGCUCAUCUACAGCCUGAGAAACAGAGAGGUCCAGGAGGCCCUGAGAAAUGCUGCAGCUGACAGUGUGAACACACAACAGAGGUUUCCCUUCUGCACUCUCUGA